Messenger RNA from Symbiodinium sp. CCMP2456, 537 nucleotides. NCBI's taxonomy places the organism in Eukaryota, Dinophyceae, Suessiales, Symbiodiniaceae. The record is from the annotation of a GenBank genome assembly.
AUGCGCUUUGAGAGCGUCGUCUGUCUUUUCACCUUGGUGACCUCGGCCACCUACCAUGUGUGCGAGAGCUUGGACCACAAGUUCUUAGGAGUCAACCACUACAGGUGGCACUUUAUGGACAAUAUCUUUGCCAUUACCGGCAUCAUGUUGAACAUCAUGAAUUUCGCUCAGGCACCGAGGCCAGCAGCUCUGCGCGAGUUUCGGAUAGCGCUCACCGUCGGUAUCGUGAUCUGCUUUCAAGCGGCAAGUCCCUGGAAUCUCGCCAACACCGUCGUUCCGUUGUUACUGAGCAUACCCGUGCUCCUGAUAGAGCUGGUAUAUCUCCGCAGGUUGCCAACUUUGGACAAGUCGGAUGCUUUCAAGGCCUUACUCUGCGUUCCUGCAGCUGCCCUUUGCUUCUACAAGGGCCUCGACGAAUCGAAGGACUGGCUCCGGCUCUGGCACGGGGGCUGGCACCUCUGCAUCGGGGCAGUCACGUACUUCUCUGUACGUUGCCAGAAUCCGCAGCUCCGAAAAACGGCGCAGAAGACGGACUGA